AUGUCUGCUGCCAUCACCACUGUGUCUGCUGAAAAUUUUAGAAGACCUAUGACUGGUAAACUUACAUUACAAGCUGCAUGGCAAAUGGAACUUUAUCAUGCAAUACAUAGUUGUUUACCUGAUG
Messenger RNA from Entrophospora candida, 124 nucleotides. The record is from the annotation of a GenBank genome assembly. Lineage: Eukaryota; Fungi; Glomeromycota; Glomeromycetes; Entrophosporales; Entrophosporaceae.